This is a messenger RNA of Betta splendens (Siamese fighting fish), 1496 nucleotides long. Its product is annotated as retinol dehydrogenase 11-like. The record is from RefSeq and is a predicted model, not a curated record. The coding region runs from base 140 to 1225 and encodes 361 amino acids. Lineage: Eukaryota; Metazoa; Chordata; Actinopteri; Anabantiformes; Osphronemidae. The transcript has 7 exons.
AACAUUUACAUUUAGACUUUUGCACAUUUAACUAAAUGUGAUAAAACAUGUGUCAUUUAGUCAAAUGUGAGAAAACUAGUUAUAGGUGCUCCUUUUACAUUCGGCACCCCAUAGGAGCGGCGGGGUGGAGGAGUUCUCCAUGAUGGAUAACAAACACAGGAUGCUGCUGUGGCUGCUGCUGGCUGGAGCUCUGCUCCUCGGGCUUCACUUCCUGCUCCACAGGACGCUCCUGAGGCUGCCCCGCUGCACAAGCAACGUGCAGCUGCACGGGAGAACCGCCGUGGUCACCGAUGAGGAACCAGGACCCACUGCACCAGCACACCGUCCGAUACUGGGUCCAGGGGUUCUGUCACAUGCCACCAAAACCAAACCAGUCGAGCUGAAAAAUGGAUCCAACACUGGCAUUGGUAAGGCCACCGCCAAGGAGCUGGCCCAGAGGGGGGCCAGGGUGAUUCUGGCCUGCAGAGACCAACGACGAGCACAAGCUGCCGUCCAGGAAAUCACCAUGGAAACUGGGACCCAGCAGGUGAUCUUCAUGCAUCUGGACCUGGCCAGUCUGAAGUCUGUUCGCUGCUUUGCAGAAACCUUCCUCCGGACUGAGUCCAGACUGGACCUGCUGAUCAACAACGCAGGUUUGGCCAAAGACGGCAGAACAGAGGACAGUUUUGGGAUGAUCUUUGGCGUCAAUCAUCUGGGUCACUUCCUGCUCACAGUGCUGCUCCUGGACCGGCUCAAGGCCAGCGGGUCGGGUCGUGUGGUGACUGUGGCCUCCAAAGGCUACGAGUUGGGGAAGAUUGACUUUGAGUGUCUGACGACUCACAGAGACUUGGCUCAGGGCACCAGCGGCUUUCAGGUCUUCAUGAAGUACUGUGACAGCAAACUGUGCAACGUCCUGUUCACCUACGAACUCGCCAGGAGGCUGCAGGGCUCGGGCGUCUGCUGCUACAGCCUCCAUCCGGGAGCCAUAAAAACUGACAUUGGUCGUUACUCCAGCUUCUGGUGGCAGCUCGUCAUCAAGCCCGUUGUCUUCCUGUUCUUCGUCGACGCCGAGUCUGGAGCCCAGACCACGCUGCACUGUGCCCUGGAGCAAGGCAUGGAGCACCUCAGCGGCCACUACUUCAGCCAGUGUGCGCCGCUGCUGGACGUCCAGGCGAAGGCGAGAGACGCCGCCGUGGCCAAGAAGCUGUGGGAGCUGAGCGAGCGUUUCUGUGGCCUCAGCCCAUAAAGUAUCUGAGUCCAGUAGAACCUUUGGUUCAGUACCAGGCUGGGCUGGUUUUAUAUGUGCAGGCAGUGAGAUGAAGUUGAAGCUCCUCUGCACCAGUGUCACACAGUUCAUUUCAGCAGCUUUAGGUAAAGACGCUUAGGUAGCGCCGUCGGUUCUCUGUCUGGACCCACACCUCCCAUUACCGGGCUGGUUCUUUAUACGACUGAUCGGUACCCUUCGCUUAAACCUCACAACAUCCGUCAUGUCCUGAAUAAAGCGUGCUUCUCAUGUG